Molecule: messenger RNA, 1854 nt
Organism: Heteronotia binoei (common prickly gecko)
Lineage: Eukaryota; Metazoa; Chordata; Lepidosauria; Squamata; Gekkonidae
Gene: CDC42EP4
Product: CDC42 effector protein 4
Exons: 2
Coding region: 394-1419 (341 amino acids)
Source: RefSeq, a predicted model, not a curated record
GGAGAGCCAGAACGGAGCAUUCAGAUUUUGAAUGGAGGAGACCUGAGUUAGCCUGAUGACGUAGCCUCACGCCAUUGGCCCCUUAUAGUGAUGGCGUUAUUGCUGCCUAAGUGGCUGGGUGGGGAGGGUGGAAACGGGCUCGGUCAGUUUGAAGCAGGAGAGACCGGAGGAGAAAGCCCCGGCGGCGCCCCAUACAACUGGGCAUGGGCUAGGAAUAUGGGCGCGGAGACAUGCAGCUGAGCGGCUGAUCCGAGAAGCGAAGGAUUGGACCAUCUGAGGGCCAGGAAAAGGGUUGAGGCCUGGCUGUGGGAGUACAGCCUGCUCCCUCUGGAACUGGAAAGAAUUACUUAUCCUACACCAAGCCCUGGGCAGAGGGGCUCAAGCGCUGAAAAUAUGCCUAUUUUGAAGCAGCUGGUGUCAAAUUCUGCAAGCUCCAAACGCCGUUCCCGGGUGGAUCUGACAGCAGAGAUGAUCAGUGCUCCCUUGGGUGAUUUUCGUCAUACCAUGCAUGUGGGUCGAGCUGGCGAUGCCUUUGGUGACACCUCUUUCCUGAAUAGCAAGGCUGGUGAGGGUGAACAGGAGGCUGCUGAGGAGACCAGUUCCUCAUCCAAGCCCAGCCUGUUGUCACGGAAGUUCCGCAGUAGCAAGCGGUCUCAGUCCGUGACACGUGGUGAACGGCGGGACAUGCUGGGCUCUCUAAGGGACUCCGCUAUUUUUGUGAAGAAUGCAGUUUCCCUUCCUCAACUCACUGAGAAGGAAGCAGACAAGAGUGGUGGGAAACAGCUGCCCAAAAGCCUUUCCUCCAGCCCUGUCAAGAAAGCACCUGAGGAGAAGAGCCCUGAAGAGAGGCACAUGAAUGGUGCUACUGCAGCCCCUGGCUCUGGACCCCACAGCCCUGGCUUGGAAGAACGGGAUUUUGGUGACAUAACUGACUUGCCUGUAGUUUUGCACAAGAACAGCUAUGGCCUGAAGCAUGCAGAGUCCAUCAUGUCAUUCCAUAUUGACCUUGGGCCUUCUAUGCUGGGUGAUGUCUUGAGCAUAAUGGAUAAGGAUUCGUGGGAACAAGAGGAUUCUGGUUACCAAGGGGUAGAGGAGCCCCAAAGAGAUGCAGAUCCCGUGGAGGCAUCAGCAGCACACUGGCUUAGUCAGGAAAGCAAACUUGCACAGGAUUCCUUGGCUCAUUGUGAUGAAAACAGGGCAGCAACAUACAGCCCUGGCUCAGCCCGCAGCACUACAAGCCAUCUCACUAUGGACAGCAGUUCCGUUUCCAGCUGUGCAUCAGUGGGGGAAGAACAACGUAGCUUUGCCUCCAGAGGACAAAACCAUGGCAUUCCAGAGGAUAUGAAGCACGAGGCUUCUAAACAGCCAGAGAAAGAAUUCUCCUUCAUGGAUGAAGAAGAUGACGAGAUAAGAGUAUAAGGAAAGUUGUUGGAGGUUUUUAACUUUGAGAAGGAAUAACUUGCAACUCAUUUUGCAGUAAACGACACCUUUAUCUGCAAUGCCUUCAAUUAAAUAAAAUAAAAUCCUUUGGCAGUCUUCAUCUUAGUUCUCUUAAGCAGGCUGUUGAAGAAAAAGGAUUUCUUUUCUUGCUUGAUAAGUGAGGUCCCUUUUUUUAUGAAAGGAGGGAGAAAGGGAACCAAGUUGAAAAGCUCACAUUUAAAUGGCUUUUUUUUUUGUAUUUAAAGUACUUUAUUUCUGUGAUCUUGGAGCUGCUAAAAAUUGCUCAAGGAAACAAUUUCCAGUAGAGAACUCAAGCGUGAGAAGAGGAACGUUAAAAACUCAAUUUUUGUUAACUUUAUCCACUUCCUGUUUAAAGCAAUAUAGAGCUGAAAUACUAGAACAAAGCUCAAAACA